Molecule: messenger RNA, 2214 nt
Organism: Pseudophryne corroboree (corroboree frog)
Lineage: Eukaryota; Metazoa; Chordata; Amphibia; Anura; Myobatrachidae
Gene: GGT1
Product: gamma-glutamyltransferase 1
Exons: 13
Coding region: 317-2038 (573 amino acids)
Biological process (GO): peptide modification; glutathione catabolic process; regulation of immune system process
Cellular component (GO): plasma membrane
Molecular function (GO): glutathione gamma-glutamate hydrolase
Source: RefSeq, a predicted model, not a curated record
GUAGUGUAGUGGACUGGACUGGUUGAGGAGUCAGUUUUCUACUGCGUAGUGAGUUAGGGCUACUAGUCUGUAAAUAGAAACUUUAUCAUAUACAGUGAACUCCAGCACCUGGGAUUAUCCAGGAGCCAGCGUGCUAUGACUUUGCUGUAUGAGGUACCUGGCUGGGGAAUGGGGAGAGGUUACUGCACUUUCCCAGCCCUGUCUCCUCCUCCGGCCCCUGCAGCUGUAACAUUCUGCAGUGAGAAGCGUUUCUCACACUCACCUUUCUAUCCCGGGAGCAGAUUUACUAUAGCGGCAGAACCACAGUGAAUGAGCAAUGCGGAAACGCCUGGUGAUAGGAAUCCUGACCAUUGUACUGUUAGCACUGGUGCUGAUCUUGGGAUUGUAUUUCGGACUGCGUUCUAAUUCUCCUGCAACCUCAAAAAACAAUGCACAAGUCUUCGCAAAAGCAGCUGUAGCCACUGAUGCUGGAAUAUGCUCUGAGAUUGGCAGGGAUGUUCUUAAAGAAGGUGGUUCAGCAGUCGAUGCUGUUAUUGCUUCUCUGUUCUGUGAUGGUCUUCUGAGUGCUCACAGCAUGGGCAUUGGAGGUGGUGUGAUCCUAACUAUAUAUGAUGCUAAAACAGGCAAAACAGAAGUAAUUAAUGCACGUGAAACUGCCCCAUUGAAUGCCACAGAGGGAAUGUAUGGGAACAAUUCUGCGAUAUCUCUAAAGGGAGGAUUGUCCAUUGCCGUGCCAGGAGAGGUCAAAGGAUACCAAAUAGCACACCAGCGGCAUGGCAAGUUGCCAUGGAAACGCCUGGUUGAGCCCAGUAUUAAGUUGGCACGUGAGGGAUUUGAAGUUACCUUGGGCCUGUCCCAGGGACUCACUUCGUCCAAGGCAGCUAUUGAAAAAGACAAGUCACUCUGCGAGGUAUUCUGCAAUGCAGAAGGAAAGGUUUUGGAGAAAGGAAACAUUGUGAAGUGGCCUAAACUUGCUGACACGCUACAGAUCCUGGCAGAAGAUGCCAAUUCUUUCUACACCGGCUCACUAGCUAAGCAAAUUGUGAAGGACAUCCAGCAAGCAGGUGGAAUCAUUACAGAGGAAGAUCUGAGAAACUACAAAGUGACCAUUGAAGAGAAUCCACUUAGUUUUCAACUUGGAGAUUUCACCCUCAUCAGUCCUUCUGCACCUCUGAGUGGUCCCGUACUUGGGCUCAUCCUCAACAUACUGAAUGGUUUUAAUUUUUCCAGUAACAGUGUAAAGCCUGAGGCUCUCGGACUGACCUACCAUCGCAUAGUAGAAGCUUUCCGCUUUGCUUACGCAAAGAGAACUCUGCUUGGAGAUCCCGACUUUGUGGACAUAACAGAGGUGAUGAAGAAUUUCACUUCAAAUGACUAUGCUGCGUUUUUAAAACAGCAGAUCUCAGAUGAUACCACUUAUCCAUUCGAAUAUUAUGAGCCCAUAUUCUACAAGGCAGAUGAUCAUGGCACAGCCCACGUGUCCAUUGUAGCAGAGGAUGGAAGUGCAGUGUCUGCUACCAGCACCAUCAACUUCUACUUUGGCUCUAACGUUCUCUCCAACGUGACAGGAAUCCUCUACAACGAUGAGAUGGAUGACUUCAGUUCACCUUUGAUAACCAAUGGAUUUGGUAUUCCCCCAUCACCAGCUAAUUUCAUCCGGCCUGGGAAGCGACCCAUGUCUUCAAUGUGCCCCUCAAUCCUGCUGGAUAAGGACAACAAGGUGCACAUGGUGGUUGGUGCCGCCGGAGGGAGUAAAAUCACUACAACAACAGCGCUGGCCAUUAUACAUUCCCUUUGGUUUGGUUAUGAUAUGGAGAAAUCAGUGGAAAUGGCACGAAUACACAAUCAAUUAUUCCCUAAUGACACCACAAUAGAAAACACGAUGAUAAAGACUGUGGAGACUGAACUCCUGAAACGUCAUCAUAACGUAGUAUAUUCUGAAAGACGUGGAACUGUGGUACAGGCCAUUGUACGGACGAAGGGCAAGUGGGAAGCAGCCUCAGACACCCGGAAGGGAGGGUACCCGGCAGGUUACUGAUCUUGGUCCAUAUUAUAUAAUGACUGUGAACUGCUCAUUGAGGUCUUCACGUACUUCUUCCUCUAGCUUCCCUGGACCCACAAAAACAUUCAAGGGCAUCUUACUCAAAGACCAGAUUAUGUUGACAACUUGGGUAACACAAUGAUACUAUGAUAAAAAAAAAUUUUUUUACAAAA